Colletotrichum higginsianum IMI 349063 is the source of this 879-nucleotide messenger RNA. RefSeq lists its product as uncharacterized. Lineage: Eukaryota; Fungi; Ascomycota; Sordariomycetes; Glomerellales; Glomerellaceae. Bases 1 to 879 code for a protein of 292 amino acids. The transcript has a single exon. The record is from RefSeq and is a predicted model, not a curated record.
AUGGAUGGUCAGUUGCGCUCACCUUAUGGUGGGACGGCUGACUACGAACAUGUCGAUGGCUGCCUCUCAAACCCAUUUCCAUCACAGUUUGAUAUCGAUGAUGAUGAUGAUUUCCCGUACAACGAUCCUCAGUACACCGUCUUUGGCGGUGUCUCGCAAGAGAGCAACUAUGGCGGCUUUGUGGAUGAAUGGGGCUUGCUCGGGUCGGAGAACUUCUUUACAGAGGCUGACUACGGCAAUUCAAGACCGUACCCCGCGGAUAUCGAGACCGAAGGCAUCUUUAUGGCCGCCUUGUCUUUGACCCCGCCGUCCCAGUAUCAAUACCCGCCGUUGGACCCCCGAGAGGCGUUGAAUGAUGUGCGCGAUACCCUGUUACACCGGCCCAGCACUCCGUGGACUGCCGUUAGUAUCGACCCAACGUUUCUCGCGCCCCCGUCCGACUAUGCGUUCCCCAGCAGGUCUGCCACGCCUACCCACACAGACUAUCCGUACAACCAGUCCGCCGGGGGGACCUCUCUUCCCCAUCGCCCUGCCUCCACGAUUGACGGCGUAAGCAUCCGCAGCGACCGCUCCAACACCUGCUCCCUUUGUGAGAAGAAGGUGAGCACGAGGAUGCUGCAGCGACACAACAGAGAGGUCCACGGCCCGGCCGACGAUCCGCGAUACGUGUGUAGAUGCGGCCGCCGGUCGCCGCGCAAAUGGAACCAUGAGCGACACCUGAAAGACGGCUGCAAGGCCGCGAACGACUACUCGCAGGGCCUCUUCACCUGCAUUUGCCAGCAGACGACGGACGACAAGCUGGCCCAUCAACGUCACAUCAAGAACUGCAGCAAGAAACAAGCCGGCCGGCCCCGAAACAACACCCGAAGCGUUCAGUGA